Messenger RNA from Oryctolagus cuniculus (rabbit), 2955 nucleotides. RefSeq names its product NSA2 ribosome biogenesis factor (gene NSA2). Lineage: Eukaryota; Metazoa; Chordata; Mammalia; Lagomorpha; Leporidae. The record is from RefSeq and is a predicted model, not a curated record.
CGCGCUUCCUCUUCACUCGGCGGUUAGAGAAAAUGAGCAUUUCCUGUCACGAACUUCCGGAAGUUGUCUCGUGGGUUUCUGAGCUCUGAAAGUCGGGAACUUCUUCGCACCCAGGAGGCUGCACCUGGCGGUUCUAAGGCCGUCACCAUGCCACAAAAUGAAUAUAUUGAAUUACACCGUAAACGCUAUGGGUACCGUUUGGAUUACCAUGAGAAAAAGAGAAAAAAGGAAAGUCGGGAGGCUCAUGAACGUUCAAAGAAAGCAAAAAAGAUGAUUGGUCUGAAGGCCAAGCUCUACCAUAAGCAGCGCCAUGCUGAGAAAAUACAGAUGAAAAAGACUAUCAAGAUGCAUGAGAAGAGAAACACGAAACAAAAGAAUGAUGAAAAGACUCCCAAGGGAGCAGUGCCUGCCUAUCUGCUAGACAGAGAAGGACAGUCCCGAGCUAAAGUACUUUCCAACAUGAUUAAACAAAAACGCAAAGAGAAGGCGGGAAAAUGGGAAGUCCCUCUGCCUAAAGUUCGUGCCCAGGGAGAAACAGAAGUAUUAAAAGUUAUUCGGACAGGGAAAAGAAAAAAGAAGGCAUGGAAGAGGAUGGUUACCAAAGUCUGCUUUGUUGGAGAUGGCUUUACAAGAAAACCACCUAAAUAUGAAAGAUUCAUUAGACCAAUGGGCUUACGUUUUAAGAAGGCCCAUGUAACACAUCCAGAACUGAAAGCCACCUUCUGUCUGCCAAUACUUGGUGUAAAAAAGAAUCCAUCAUCCCCAUUAUACACAACUCUGGGUGUAAUUACUAAAGGUACUGUCAUUGAGGUGAAUGUGAGCGAGCUGGGCCUUGUGACGCAAGGAGGCAAGGUUAUUUGGGGGAAAUAUGCCCAGGUUACCAACAAUCCUGAAAAUGAUGGAUGCAUAAAUGCAGUCUUACUUGUUUGAUAACAGUAACUCCUAAUCAUUAUUGAAGACUACAAACUAAGUGGGAAAACUGUCUUUACUAUGAUUUUUCUGAAUACUUCCAAAUAGCCUUCAUGUCUGCAGUCAGCAAGAGAAUUAUUUUAAGGUGUAAAAAACAUUAAAAAGAUGCACUUUUACUGACUGUUCUUUAUUGGAGUCUGCUUAAGGUUUACAUGUUAAUAAAAUGUGAAUAAUUAAAGCAAAAAGAUGUCCUGCUUCAUCAUUUAUCUGCGUUAAUGAUUUGGUAUUCAGCAAUGCAGAUUUGUCUUUACUGGAAAAAGCACCAGAAUUAUUGCAAGCACUUCAUAAAGGUCAGUGUGUACUUCAAAUGGGAACCUGGGCUAGGAAACUUUGUUAUAUCUAAGACAUUAAGUCUCUUCCAUCUCACUUUUCAUCAUUACAUCUAAUACAUGUAGCAUAAUACAUGUAGCAUUAAGAAAUGGUAAUGUUCAAGUUUAUAAAAUACUUAUACUAAAAAGUACGUAGAAAAGGCACACUGCAGUAAGUAGAAAAAGUUCAAAACUCAAAAGAUCUCAACUAGAAUUAAUCUUUAAUUUCUUUGUAUAGUAAGGGUAUUUAAACUGUUUUUCUCAUAUUGUAUAGUUGGAACUACAUUUUCUACUUGAAACAUGAAAAAGAUGAAAAACAUUAAAUGCUUUUGUGUUUUUAGCUGUUUUAUAUAUUCUAAAUGUAGCGUAAUGUAUUUUUACCUUCCAAGUGGUACUAAAUUUUGAUUUAAGUAAUUUCAGCUUAGUUUUAAAAGGAAAUAGCCUGCACUGAUGCCCUGAAAUUUAUUUGCAGUUACUUAGGUAAUACACUUGUAAAAAGUCAUGUUUUAGGGUCAUAACUUGGUUAGAGCACUUUUGUGAUCUGAACUAUGAGGCAUUAAGCACUAGGGUGUCUGUACUAUAUUAAUCUAUAGUCACCACUUGUUUUAAAGUAUUUAUUUUUUUAAAGUCUGUCUUCAGAGUACAUCCAGUGUGAUUAACUGUUCCUUUAAUAAAAAUCAUUCCACAUCUUAACAAAUUCAGUAUCUAAGUACAUCUUCAUGAAUGAACUUGGGGACAAAUGAAGGGAAAAAAUUUUGAAAAACAGACCACAAAACACAAAAUAUAGGUUUAAUUACUACUUUUCACCUUUAAAAAAACUAUAAAGAAAACAAAUAUAAGUACUCAGUAAGAUUUGCUAUUCUGAAUGAUGUAACAUCUUUUCUUAAGUUCCAUAGACAUAGAAGUUUUAGAACACAGACAUGAAAAGCUAGUUUCCUUGGAAAUGAUGACCUUGGAUAAUACAGUCACUUGAUGACAGAGCUGAACUUUUCUUACAGUUAAGAUUUUAACAAAUGACUUUACCAUUAAUAAAAAUUGGCAAAGUGUGAAUGACAACUUCUGGAGGUAAAAGAAUGAAAUUAACUUCAGGUAAUCACUGGAUACUGCAGAAAUGAGGUUUGCUUAUUUUUUAGAAGUCAGAACAAAGUAAAUGAGUAUUUUGUGAGGUACAAGGAAAGCUUUAUAUAAUGUAAGUACGCAAACAUAAGCAUAACAUUUGUAACUAAUCACAACCAUGAAAGACGAUUAUACCUGAACACCAUAUUGCUACUAGUGGACAAAGCAGAAUUUGUCUCCAAAGUACUGUUGCACAGAUGAGCAAUGUUAGUAUAAAUUCUUAUUUACAUUGAGAUCUGUUUCAGUUUGCUGGUGUACCCGAACCUUAGAAGGUAAUUCCAAAGAUAAAGUAGAACAUAAGAGCAGAUACUUAGAUAUUAGGUAAAGGCUCAAUUGUAUGCAAUGAUAAGCCUUCUGGAUGUUUUCUAAAGUUACGAAACCGUUUUAGGUAGUAUUCUGGUAAUCUUCAAAAAGUAAACCAUUAUAUUAGAUGUUAUUACCAUCUCAAUGUAUGAAAACACCAUAAAUAUAAACACAUUUUAGACAGAAGACAUCCUAAGUCAUGCUGUUUGAUUUUAUAUUAAAAAAAAAAAAACCGCAAUAGAACUUCUCACCUUUAAAA